AUGCAUCCUGCACGCGCACUUUUAGAUAGUGCCUCCCAGCCAGAUUUGAUGAGUAGCCGUUUUGCUAACCGGCUAGGUAUCAAAUCGGGCACGGUCGACAUCACGCUGAUUGGUGCUGGUCAAUCGUCCACCCCGGUGCGGAAAUCGAUGCGCACCACGGUAUCAUCCAGAGCGAGCCCUUAUGCGAUUAACGUUGAGUUUUUGAUAGUCGAGAAGCUUAUUGCUGACCUGCCCGCACAUGAUGUGCCCACCAGCGGCUGGAAAUUACCGCCACAUAUCAUAUUCGCCGACCCCCAUUUCGAUAAGUCGGCACCGAUCGACAUUAUUCUCGGUGCCCGGCACUAUCACACGUUCUUUGUAAGCGGGGCGCAAUAUAAAAUGUCAUCGAAUCUACCAGUCCUGAUGGAGAGCGUAUUUGGCUGGGUCGUGAGUGGAUCAGCACCUACCUCUCAGCCAGCAACAUCCAAUACUUUUCACACUUCAUCCGUGGUGUGUAUGGUUUCAUUAGAAGAAUCAAUAGAGCGUUUCUGGAAAGUAGAAGAACUACAGGUUAACGAUGGCUAUUCUCCUGAGGAUCGCAAAUGUGAGCAAUUUUACAAAGAUACAACACAGCGAGAUGAAGCUGGUCGUUAUAUGGUAUGCUUACCUAAACAAGCAGACUUCGACGAUAAGCUUGACCUUUCGAAGGCAGCAGCAUUAAGGCGGUUUAGUUUGUUAGAAAGGAGGUUAGAACGAGAUCCAAACGUAAAAGCGGCGUACCAUGAUUUCAUGCAUGAGUAUCUGGAGCUUGGGCACAUGUCACGCAUAAAAAAUCCCUCCGACGACGAAUGCGCGUAUUAUCUGCCUCACCAUCCCGUGUUCAAAGCCGCUAGCUCCACAACAAAGGUUCGCGUGGUAUUUGAUGGUUCAGCUAAGACGUCCACCGGCUUUUCGCUAAACGAGGCGUUAUGCGUCGGCCCUGUCGUGCAGGACGAUCUACUCGACAUAAUUUUUCGCUUCCGCACAUAUAAGGUAGCCGUUGUUGGAGAUAUUGCGAAAAUGUAUCGACAAGUAUUCCAUCCUAACGACCGGAAAUUUCUACGCAUUUGCUUUCGAUUUUCGCCUCACUCGCCAAUCGAAUAUUUUGAGCUGAAUACGGUUACUUAUGGCUUAGCCCCCUCAUCAUUCUUGGCAACCAGAACAUUGCUGCAGCUUGCAAACGAUGAGGGCGCCUCUUGUCCCAAUGCUGCAGCUGCUUUGAAAACUAACUUCUAUGUUGACGAUUUCAUCGGUGGUGCUGAUUCCAUCGGAAAUGCUCGCCAGUUGCGAAUCGAGCUUUCUCAAUUGCUCGCCAAGGGCGGCUUCGAGCUGCGAAAGUGGACAUCCAAUCAGCUUGAGGUGCUCGCCGGUUUAAAUGCGGAUCAAAUCGGCACACAGUCAGCGCGGCAAUUCUUACCACACGAGACGGUAAAGGCUCUUGGUGUUUCAUGGGAGCCAGAGCAUGACGUUUUAUCCUUCGAAUCCGCAAUAUCCAGUGAUGUGUCCAUUCCGACAAAGCGAUCCAUUCUAUCCAAGGUAGCUCGCAUGUUCGAUCCGCUGGGCCUGAUCUCCCCGAUUGUCAUUCGGGCCAAGAUGAUGAUGCAGGAAUUAUGGUGGCAGAAAGCUGGUUGGGACGACUACAAGCGAUUGCUGCGUAUCGUAUCAUACUGCAUUCGCUUCACACGUAACGCUAAGGAAAAGGCACGCACUCAGCGAACAGCAGCACAGCACCCCGCACCUUUAAUCGUCACACCCGAGUACAUGGAAACAGCAAACACUGUGUUAAGCCGCCUAGCACAGCAGGAUGCAUUUUCAGCUGAACUCGGGCAGCUCAAAAAGGGAAACGAAGUCAUGAGGCAAUCACCUUUACGGGCACUAAGUCCAUUCCUUGACGAACAAGGAAAGGAAUCCGUGUAG
Messenger RNA from Anopheles merus, 1935 nucleotides. RefSeq lists its product as uncharacterized. The record is from RefSeq and is a predicted model, not a curated record. The transcript has 2 exons. Bases 1 to 1935 code for a protein of 644 amino acids. NCBI's taxonomy places the organism in Eukaryota, Metazoa, Arthropoda, Insecta, Diptera, Culicidae.